UUAUUAUGUGAGCUAUAAAAUGACGUCACGCGCGUGUGUUCAGGAUCGACAGCAGAUGGUAUAUAAUGGGUCAGUCGACUCACAGUAUCACAGUCCAAUCUGAGCUUCAACCAUUUUGCUUUGAGUGUACCAACCUAGAUCAAACAAGAAACAUGAAACUGUUUGUGAUCGCCGCCCUUAUCGCCGUGGCAGUUGGAGCUCGCCUGGAGCACCUGGAACGCGCCUACCUCCCUCCUUUCCAAGGAGGAGUUGGCCAAGGCGCUCAGGGUUCCUUCGGAGGUAACUCUGGAUUUGGUGGAGCUGGAAAUGGUCUGGAAUCCAACGUUGGCAGCGGUUUCCCUGGUGCCACCUCUAACCAAUACUUGCCCCCUGACCACGGACCUUCUGGAGCUAACGGAUUCGGAGCCCAAAACUACCAGCAGCAGUACAAUGGUUUCCAAGCUCCUCAGCAGUACCAGCCUACCUCCUUCGGUGCCAACUACCAGGGCCAGUACUCCCAGCAGUCUGCCGCCACCAGCCGCCAGUACCUGGCGCCCAACACCGGCUCCUACCAGAACCCCCCCCAACAAGCCUUCGACGAACAAACUGGAUACCACUACUAAGCAACAUCAUACACUUAAUUAUUUUAGUCAAAUAAUUGUGAUAAAAUAAAAUGAAAGAGUAAUUUUGUGACGAAAAUUUUAAAGCCAUUAAUUUAAUAGUGAUUCAAAUUCAAUGUACACGUUUUAAGCUAAUAAAAAUAGUACAAAUAA
This is a messenger RNA of Spodoptera frugiperda (fall armyworm), 752 nucleotides long. Its product is annotated as pupal cuticle protein 36-like. The transcript is spliced from 3 exons. The coding region runs from base 66 to 602 and encodes 178 amino acids. The record is from RefSeq and is a predicted model, not a curated record. NCBI's taxonomy places the organism in Eukaryota, Metazoa, Arthropoda, Insecta, Lepidoptera, Noctuidae.